Messenger RNA from Aplosporella prunicola CBS 121167, 616 nucleotides. RefSeq lists its product as uncharacterized. Gene Ontology annotation, biological process: removal of superoxide radicals. Bases 23 to 487 code for a protein of 154 amino acids. NCBI's taxonomy places the organism in Eukaryota, Fungi, Ascomycota, Dothideomycetes, Botryosphaeriales, Aplosporellaceae. Gene Ontology annotation, molecular function: copper ion binding; superoxide dismutase activity. The transcript has 4 exons. The record is from RefSeq and is a predicted model, not a curated record.
AAACCCAUCUAUAACCGUCAAAAUGGUCAAGGCUGUUGCUGUCCUCCGUGGUGACUCUAACGUCAAGGGCACCGUCACCUUCGAGCAGGCCUCCGAGGCUGAGCCCACCACCGUUACCUGGGACAUCUCCGGUAACGAUGCCAACGCCGAGCGUGGCAUGCACGUUCACGCCUUCGGUGACAACACCAACGGCUGCACCUCCGCCGGCCCCCACUUCAACCCCCACGGCAAGACCCACGGUGCUCCCGCCGACGAGGAGCGCCACGUUGGUGACCUUGGCAACUUCAAGACCGACGGCCAGGGUAACGCCAAGGGCUCCGUUGCCGACAAGCUGAUCAAGCUCGUUGGCCCCGAGAGCGUCAUUGGCCGCACUGUCGUUGUCCACUCCGGCACCGACGACCUCGGCAAGGGUGGUAACGAGGAGUCCAAGAAGACCGGCAACGCUGGCACCCGCCCUGCCUGCGGUGUCAUUGGUAUCUCCGGUUAAGCGCGGACAUGCAGCGCAUAAACAAUAAAUUUAGGGACUAAUGCUGGCCCUUGACGAUGUAAACGGCUUUGCGUAUCGUAGAACAUAGUUCUAGCACUUCCUAAUCUAAGCAACUGUGAUCUACGCGAA